GUCUACUUUUCUUAUCCUGCUUCUACCUUUUACACUCUACAGACUCCCAAGUGGUCGCUCCCAACAUGGCAGACUGGCUCAAGUAUUUCCAGAUCGCCAACACCGCUUUUGCUUUCGCCAACGUCCUAGAUCUACCGUCCUUCAUCAAGCAUUUUAUGACAUGCAUUAUCAAUCCAGCGUCUAUCGAUUUGCAGAUUGGCAGUAUGCACACGACCGCUUGUCAGGAGGUCGCCAUGUAUCACAACUCGAUCAAUACGCUGGAAGCGCUCCACGACGAAAAUUUCCGCCCGCUGCGACGUGACUGUCUUGACCAAGAAACCUUGAAGAAGCUGAAGAAGCUGAACGACACACUUGGGUCAAAGAACCAGGAGUCAAAAUCGCUCAAGGUCAAUGUUUUGCUCCUUCAGGAUCUACUCCAAAGUUUCCGCUAUAUUCUCGGGAUCGAGCAGCUUCAGCUGCCUGAGGAGUACCUUAUUGAUUUAAAGCUAGCCUCCAAAGAGCUUGAGUCUGGGGUGAGGUGGCAACAGUCCCCAGAGGGUGGGACUGCUGCGCAGAGAGACCUCGAGUCUUUGGAGCCCAACAACAAUGUUAAGCCCUUAUCGUCAACAUUUUCUACUCGCCUAUGGUUCUACUUUGCAGAGGAUAACAUCUCCAAAACACUUAUGCUCAUUAACAAGCGUAAUAUGGACCUGAGUGAACAGGCCAAGGGGAUUGAGCAGGUAUGGAAAAAGAAGCCGACACCACCACCGACAAGUCCACAAGGCGCAACGUCGCCUCCAAUAGGGGUCAGUAGCGAAAGCACCCCGGGCUUGGACGGUGGGUUUGAGAUGCAGAACCUCGGGUAAAGCAGACGCCCUUGGUUCUACAUCUUACAACCUGGCUUGAAGCAUCUACAUCCAUCCCCCUUCUUCUUUUAUUUCCCCCCCUGUUUUGUCCCUGCCC
Messenger RNA from Aspergillus uvarum CBS 121591, 942 nucleotides. RefSeq lists its product as uncharacterized. The record is from RefSeq and is a predicted model, not a curated record. Bases 66 to 845 code for a protein of 259 amino acids. NCBI's taxonomy places the organism in Eukaryota, Fungi, Ascomycota, Eurotiomycetes, Eurotiales, Aspergillaceae. The transcript has 2 exons.